UAGAAAUUCUCCUUUUUCUUGUCUCCCAACAAAAUGUGUCACCUUUUCAUUUCAAAUAUUCCAACACGCACUUACAUAUUUAAUUGAAGGUUGAAGGAAGCAUACAAAUCAACAUCUGCUUCAAUCUAGGUUUGGUAGCACUUUCUGUUUAAACAUUGUGUUUGUGCUGUGUUAUUGGCCAUAAAAUGAUUGAUUCUAUGGUUUCCUUAAACCCUCCCAAAACCCUCCACACAAAAAUCCCACUUUCCCCAUCAGUGAUUACCUCUACAACCAGAAUCACUUACAGACCAAACAAAUUCAGAAUCACAACCAUUCGCGCUUCAUCAAUGCGAAAAGAAAGCGAACAACAACCUUCUUUCGGAGACACUCUCCUCAACAGCACUCGCAAACACCAAGUUCUUGAUGCUGUCACAACUUCCCUCUCAAAUUGCCUCUCUGAAACUAACCUGCAUUUGACAGUUCCUGCUCUCAAAUCCAAAACUCGCGGCAAAGUUCGAGAUAUUUAUGAUACCGAGGAUUAUCUUGUAUUAGUGACCACUGAUCGCCAGAGUGCUUUUGAUAGGGUUCUUGCUUCUAUUCCUUUCAAAGGCCAGGUUCUUAAUGAAACAAGUCUGUGGUGGUUUGAGAGAACUAAGCACAUAGUUUCUAAUGCGGUUGUGUCAGCUCCCGAUAAAAACGUUACAAUAGCAAAGAAAUGUUCAGUUUUCCCUGUUGAGUUUGUUGCUAGAGGAUUUGUCACCGGAAGUACCGAUACAUCUUUAUGGACAGUCUACAAUAAAGGCAACCGUAACUACUGUGGAAAUGUCUUGCCAGAGGGGAUGGUCAAAAAUCAAAAGUUGCCUAAGAAUAUACUCACCCCGACUACCAAGGCUGCGGAUCAUGAUGUUCCAGUCACUCCAGAUGAGAUUAUAGAAAAGGGACUGAUGCCUCGAGCUGAUUAUGUAGAAGCGAGUGAAAAAGCAUUAAGCCUUUUUGAAUACGGACAGCAAGUGGCUUUAGAACAUGGACUUAUAUUGGUAGAUACUAAGUAUGAAUUCGGGAAGGCAAAUGAUGGAUCAAUUCUGCUGAUUGAUGAGGUCCAUACUCCUGAUUCGAGUAGAUAUUGGAUCGCCAAUUCUUACUUGGAGCGCAUUCAAAAUGGUCUUGAGCCUGAAAAUGUUGAUAAGGAGUUCUUAAGGCUGUGGUUCAAAAGUCACUGCAACCCUUAUGAAGAUGAGGUCCUUCCCGAUGCUCCUGAAGAUCUUGUUUGUGAAUUGGCUUGGCGAUACAUUUUCUUAUACGAGACUAUAACAAAAUCAAAGUUUGAGAUGCAAUUGACACAGGAGCCAAUACAUGAUCGAAUAUCGCAAAAUGUUGCAUCUGCACUAGCAUCCUUAAAGUAACCACCCACACAAAACGUUUGUUGUUAUGGCCAAGGAUUUUGAUUCUGUCUUGUAAUCUUUCUGUCAAAUUGGACUUCAACCAAUAAUUCGGAAAAAGUCUGAAAUUCUACUUGAAAGUAUUCAUCAUCCCUAUGACUAGGGUAGGGUGUCUUUGUGCAUGUUUAGAUUCACAGUGAGAUUGACCAUCUCGAUGAGCUAUUUCGAUUUUGCUAAAAGUUAUACUUAGAAGCUUCAACAAAAUCACAGUUCAACCAUGAAUUUUGUCAAACUCGAAUACAAAUAUGCACUUAAAUGAUUUACCUUAACAAAAUGACUUACCUUGAAUGGUGUUGCAGGAGUCUCAAAUUGAAACCAAGAGAUGUGAAUGUAAUAUCAGCAUACUACCUAAAUUGUUAAAUUGAACCUUACAAGCUUGGCUGAAUUCUAACUAACAUGGAUGCCAAGUUGGUUCAUUAGCAUUUCACUAAGAAAUUCUUUGCAAAUAUCCUCCAAACCCUCACUAGAACUGUAAGAGAUUUUUUUCCACCAACUUA
Messenger RNA from Vicia villosa (hairy vetch), 1915 nucleotides. RefSeq names its product phosphoribosylaminoimidazole-succinocarboxamide synthase, chloroplastic-like. Gene Ontology annotation, molecular function: phosphoribosylaminoimidazolesuccinocarboxamide synthase activity. Bases 186 to 1382 code for a protein of 398 amino acids. Gene Ontology annotation, biological process: 'de novo' IMP biosynthetic process. Gene Ontology annotation, cellular component: chloroplast stroma; cytoplasm. The record is from RefSeq and is a predicted model, not a curated record. NCBI's taxonomy places the organism in Eukaryota, Viridiplantae, Streptophyta, Magnoliopsida, Fabales, Fabaceae. The transcript has 13 exons.